Messenger RNA from Panthera uncia (snow leopard), 3232 nucleotides. It is a transcript of the gene NAT16, whose product is annotated as N-acetyltransferase 16 (putative). The record is from RefSeq and is a predicted model, not a curated record. NCBI's taxonomy places the organism in Eukaryota, Metazoa, Chordata, Mammalia, Carnivora, Felidae.
AUGAAACAAUCCAGUUGUGAUUCAGCCAGCUCAGAGCUCCCUAAGCCUGAAAAAGAGGCCCAGCCAGAUGUCGAGCCACACUCAAACACCCCGCUACAGGAGGCGGAGGCCAAGUUCAGAUCCGGAUGGGGGCUUGAGGCUGAGACUGAGCCCCUGGGGGCUGAAUCAGGGCCUGAGGCCAAGGCCAAGUCCUUGGGGGCCAACCCCAGGUCUGGAUCGGGGCCUGAGGCCACGGCCCAGCCAUUGGACUUCGUGGUGGCAGCAGAACAGGACGGCACCGUGGUGCUGGCCAAGCGAAACAGGAGUGAGGAGAGCCGGGGCCCAGGUGAAAAGGGGGUGAAGCUACGUUUGGGUGAGUGGACCUUAAGAAAGAGAGGAGGCGAGCCUCUCCCCCAGCCCCAGUCCGGAUGCCGAGGAGCCAGUUGGCCUUGGAACCAAAGAGUAGGAUGUGCGGAUCCAGGGGCCCAGCCAAUGAGGGUGGGAUGGAGAGCGUGUACAACACGGGUAGCAGAGGAACCCGAGGGAGGGGCUGGGGAUAGCUUCGGUGUUACGGGGUCCGGGGCGGAGCUAAGAAGAAGCGGGGCGUGGCAAGGCCCGGGGCGGGAGGGCGUAGCCAGCUCCUGGGGUGGAUCCAAGGGAAGGGGGCGUGGCCAGUGCUCAGGCACAGGGGUGCACGCGGAGCUGGAGCAUCUCAAGAGGUGGACGAGAGCCCGGCGAAUGAGCUCCCUCUCUGCCGGCUCUGGAAUUCGAGACCCAAGUGCUGAGGAGAUCUGGGGCAGGCCCGGGCCUGGCCUGGCGCCCGGGGUGGUGACGACAGAGUGCUCAGCGUGUGGGAAGAGGCGAGCCCUGCGAGCCGAGAGUCCCGGCAGGGGCGGAGGGCCCCCUAACGGCCUGGGUCCGCAGAUCGCGCUGGAGUCGGCGCACGUGAUCGACUCCGGGGAGACAGCGCUGGUGGAGGGGCUGUGCGUGGCUCCCCGGGAGCGCGGCAAGGGCGUGGCCGGGCUGCUGCGGCGCUUCUGCCCGCAGCUGGUCAAGACACAGAACGCGGGGGUCAAGGUGGCACGGCUCACCCGGGACGACCAAGUGGGCCCCCGGGAGCUCAAGAAACACGGCCUAAUUACCAAGCAGGUGAGGAGGACAAGGGAGCUCGGCAUCCUUUGGGUCUGAGUCAAUGCCUCCGUGCUACUGGCGCGGCUGGGCGUGCAGCUGGCGGCGCUGCGGGCCUCGGUCACCUCGCCGCUGCGGGCCUCGGUCACCUCGCCGCUGCCCACCGAGACCGUGUCAGAGACUGGCGGCGACGUGGCCCGCCUCCUACUGUUGCCUUCCGUGCAGCGCGACGUCACCCAGGACUGGCAGCCCUACCGGCCACGUGAGAGCAACCUGCGCCUGCUGGCGGCCAAGGACCUGGAGUGGCGCGUAGACGGCUCCGCGCGCCCGCGCUUACCCACGCUGUGCACGCGCCCCUUCCCCAUCCCGCACGGCGGUGACGGCACGUGGCGCUACCUCAACGUCGACGCCGUGCGCAGCGCUGGUGCGCAGGCGCAGAGCCGGCUUCUGCGGCACCUGCAGGGUCGGGCCCCGCGCCUCGCCGGUCUCAACGCCAUGCGCCAGCUUUUCCUGGCGUCCCAGUUAUGGUCGCAGCUGGCUGACCUCUGCCAGGCCGGCUUGGGGCUCGAGCUGGUCAAGGGUUACACAGAACAGUACCCGCUGGAGGCCGACAUCUAGGGCCUCUCCUCUCGGAGGCGAGAGGAGCAUUUAGAUCCGUCCAUUUUCGCUGAUCUUCAGAAAGCCCCGCCCCCCAAUGUUUGCAAGCUCCGCCCCCUCCCCCUACUCUCCGUGGUCUGCUGGGAAGCCCGCUUACCCUUACCGGAGCGCCCCCCCCCCCAACCUUUUAGCCUUGCCUCUCUGCCAUCUCGCCUCUAGCGCGCCCACUCUAUGGCCCACAACUGGAUCCGAUCGCCGGGUUUGGGGGAGGCCCUUGCUCUGCUAUGGCCCGCCCGUUCCCCUCACGGGCCAAAGAAUGGGUUCCUUCACAGGCUUCAGAGCCUUUCCUUGUCCGUCGCCCUGGGCUGGCGGGGAACUCCAUCCUUCCUGGCUUCUCCCUUCUGCCUCCUCGUGGGCGGAAGCGGGUAGAGGGAUGUGCAAGGUCCAGCUGCCCAACAUGUAUUACUUUUCUUCCUCCCGCCCUUUCUCAAGCUCUCAGAGCUUGCCCCGCGCUCCCCUCCUGCCUCCCUCUCAGUCUCCUGCGCCUCUACAUCAGUGUCCCCUCUCUCCUUCUCUCUGAGCUCCCAUCCUCCUAUUCCCCGGACCCCCCCCCCCAGACACUUAGCUCCUCAUUGCCCAUUUGUCUGCUCCUCCCUUCCUCUUCCCCAUGAACUCUUCAUCACCCGCCCUGUGUGCAAUACGGAGAGAAAGCCUAUAAAUGAAACAAUCAUAAUGCCCUGUUGACCCUCUGGUGACGCAUCUUUACAAGCCUGCCCCCUCUGAUGGGGUUCGUCCAACUUUGCAAGAUGUUGCUAUUUCCCAGCCCCCCUUCCUAUAUCCCCAACCAGUGCCUUAACCAGGACAUGAAACAGGGGGCUUGAGCUGGGAAGGGCAGUUUCCUCAGCCCAGUAUGGGGCUGUCUUCUGGCUCUAACCAGGCUUCCUUCUAGUGCAACUGGAACCCCUGCCUCCAGAUAUUUCUGGACAUCCCUCCCUUCCUCUGGUUCCUUUAUGGGGUUUUUUUUUUGGACUUUGCCAGUUUUCUAUUUCAAUGCAAGUAGUAACAGCUGCAAUUGCACAGCGCUGUCUUCUACACUGGAUCCUCACAUCUACCACCGAGGGAGGAAACAGGCUCAGAAAGAUCGAAGUGACUUCCAAGUCAUUCAGAGUAGCUGGGAGCCUGGCAGGGACUGGAGUUCAGGUCUGUCCCAAGCCAGAGCAUGCCUCAGAACCUCACUCGUUGUGGCGAUGACUGUUUGAACUUCUUGUUGGACGAUGGACAGUUGCUAGGGAUUUGUUGACAGUAAGCACAGGGGUCGCUGGGGAUGGAAUCAAAGACGUGGGCAGAGGAGGGCGCCAGGAGGUGGAAGAAGGUGGGCACAGAGGACAGUCGCUGCUCCAUCACUUCCCCCAGUUCCGGUUUUGCUGUUGUGCUACACUGCCUUGCUUGUCUGCCUUCAGCGCCUGGCCAUGCUGCCACCCUCCCUGUCACUUCAGCCGUGGCUGUAUUACAAUAAAAAGGACCCUUA